Molecule: messenger RNA, 960 nt
Organism: Heterobasidion irregulare TC 32-1
Lineage: Eukaryota; Fungi; Basidiomycota; Agaricomycetes; Russulales; Bondarzewiaceae
Exons: 4
Source: RefSeq, a predicted model, not a curated record
AUGGCGUUUUCGUUGACUUCUCGCACAAUCAUACUCGAAGGCAGCAUACUAAAGGCCCACUGUCGCAACCUCCAAGGCUUCUGGGUUCCAUCCACUAUUGAUCUCGAUAGGCAUCUCGGAAACAUCGAUGGCUCUUUUAACAUGAGUGGGACGAAUUUCUCCCGGUCUGCUGAAUCUGUACGCUUGGUCGGCACCAUCAUCACUGCAUCUCUUAUCCGCCAGGAUUCGAAGAGGUUACAAGCCACUCUCGAUCUCAAUGUUUGCAUUCAGAACAUCGAUGGUCAACUUCGGUUUAAAAAGCCACGUGACUCGCUUCUCCUGUCGUCUUCCUGCCUGCUUCUUGAUGGAACUCGACUGAAGGGAUUAUGCCUUGGUAUGGACGGGAAGAUGCACGCGUCCGAGAUUGAUCUUAACGAUCAUUACGGGAAUUCGAAUGGAGAGUUCAAAUCAGGCGACAAAUCUUUCGUCUAUACCGCCCGCAAUCUUUCGCUUCACCUCACCACUAAAUCAAUCACCUUACGUGCCGAGUUGAGGGGCUGGGACAGUCAAUAUAAACAAGCAGAAGUCGACUUGUCCAUAUGUAUAGUGAACCACUAUGGGGGCUUGGUAUUUGUGAAACAUGAUGGAUGGUUUGACCGUGACGGGUUUUUCGCUUCAUUCUUCGAAAAACUGCCGGUGGUGGGAUUCAUCGUCGCUGCUCUGCAAUUUGCAGCUGGAAAUGAGGACCAUGCCGCUCGUGCUAUCGCCUACUGUGCCAACUCUACCACGGUUAUGGUCGGCAUUACUAUUGGUACAUGUCUGGGAGGACCGAUUGGUGCAAUGAUAAGAGCGGGUCUUGCGACGCCUAUCGGAAUCCUAGCCGAAAUGGCUCUAGCUGGUUAUCUUGUCCAUGAUCCUCGCUUGAAAGCGCAAUUCGAGGAAGCUACCAUCGGGCGGUUCUUGUACGAGUCCCUGCGUAAC